Messenger RNA from Colletotrichum acutatum, 495 nucleotides. RefSeq lists its product as uncharacterized. The transcript has 2 exons. The record is from RefSeq and is a predicted model, not a curated record. Bases 1 to 495 code for a protein of 164 amino acids. NCBI's taxonomy places the organism in Eukaryota, Fungi, Ascomycota, Sordariomycetes, Glomerellales, Glomerellaceae.
AUGUCUGACGCAGACUACGCGGCGUUCCUGGACAAGGCGAACCAGGACCCCAACGAGGGGCACGCCACCACGACCAGCAAGAGCAAGGAGUUCAAGACGCAAGACAAGGGCGUCGAGGUGCCCAAGGCCAUUCAGGACGUGUUGAAACAGGACAAGGUGUACAUCUCGGACGCGGACGAGCCGUUUGUCGGCGUCGCGCUGCAGUGGGACGAGGCUGGCAAAGGUCUGCCGGACGAAGUCGAAUUCGCGCAACUUAUUGAUCACCCUGACGCCGAGAACGCGGACGUGGAGCUCCUCGACCCCGUGGACUGGGACUCAAACGGCGAUUACAAGGACGUCAUCGAGGCGGUUCGCAAGGCGGGCAAGGGCAACGACGUUAGAGUUUACAAGGUGCCAAAGGGCGGUGUCCGGACGGAGUACUGGCUCGUCACGACGGACGGGAAGGGCAAGGAGGCGAAGUUGGUGGGCGUCAAGGCACUGUCUGUCGAGAGCUGA